Messenger RNA from Auanema sp. JU1783, 1116 nucleotides. The record is from the annotation of a GenBank genome assembly. NCBI's taxonomy places the organism in Eukaryota, Metazoa, Nematoda, Chromadorea, Rhabditida, Rhabditidae.
AUGAGGGGAAUUCUAGCUGCAAUCCUUUUGUCUGUUUUGUACAUUCAAGCCGUUGACGGUUUUCUUAACAAAUGCAGCAUUUGCAUCGACAUCGCUAACAGAGCUAAGAAAUCUGGAUCAGAUUCUGAAAGCGUUACUAGGGCUAAAGCAUUGAUGGCAGCAGAUUCCUAUACAGGAGAUUCUCAUGAUUUUUAUGUAUCUGAACUGAAUUGUCACUGGGAUAAAUACUAUUCCGACGCUAACUUCCCUCUGAUGACAACUUUCCCAGCAGCCACAUGUGGAGACACCGCUUGCUGUCCAGCAUCUUAUCAAAUCUCAAAUAACACCAUUGUGGAUAAGACCGGGACGAACACUCACUUCACACCUAAUGCUUGUGUUGUUCCUAAAGUAGUUCUUUUGCAUCACACAGUUACCGAAACCAUUGGUGAUACACUCAAUGUUUUUGCUAAAAAUGGACUCUCCGUUCAAUACAUUGUGGCAAGAAACGGAACCGUGUACCAACUUUUCAAUGAUGCAGUCCGAGCUUGGCAUGCCGGUAAUGGAAAGUUUGGAAACGUCAGUGACGUUAACACCUAUUCCGUCGGAAUUGAAAUAGUAAACCACGGAGAUGAAGCUUUCGAUCCUCUUCAGAUAGAAGGUGUAAAGGCAUUGGUCAAAACUCUAAAGCUUCGUUGGAGAAUCAGUGAUACCUACGUUAUUGGACACAUGGAAAUUGCACCCGGACGUAAGUCAGAUCCUUCUGGAUGGUUCCCAUGGAGUGGCUUGGACGAUUAUUUGGGAAUUUUCCCGGGACUCUACAAUACAAACUUGACUUCAGCCCAACAAGCUCAAGUUAUCUUCAAUGCUUCAACAGUUGGAUCUCAAUCGUUAAUACAUUCUAUUCAGAAUAAAUUAAAAAGAUGGGGAUAUGACUACUUACCCAUGACAGCAGGAGUUGUUGAUGAAAACACGAAAGUGAACAUCCAGUCCUUCAAUCGUAGAUACGUUCCAGAGCUUUUCAUAAAAGAGAAAAUCAUCGCUGAGCAGAUUGUUUUCAAUCCUGCUAACGAACAAUGGUACAAACUGUCUGACGAAAGACUCAACAAGUUAUUCGUUCUCUCAGCUCCUAUGCAAUGA